CCUCUCUCCCCAGGAAAAUCUGUACCCACCACCAAGGACAUGCUGUCUUCAGGGACCAUCUGCAGUCUGUUACUCCUCAGUGUGCUCUGGAUGGAUGUGGCUAUGACGGGCUCCAGCUUCCUGAGCCCAGAGCACCAGAAAGCCCAGAGAAAGGAAUCCAAGAAGCCACAGGCCAAACUGCAGCCACGAUCUCUGGAAGGCUGGCUCCACCCAGAGGGCAGAGAACAGACAGAAGGGACAGAGGAGGAACUGGAGAUCAGGUUCAACGCUCCCUUUGAUGUUGGUAUCAAGCUAUCAGGAGCUCAGUACCAGCAGCAUGGCCAGGCCCUGGGGAAGUUUCUUCAGGACAUACUCUGGGAAGAGGUCAAAGAAGCACCAGCUGACAAGUGACUACUGACAGGACUGGCCCACUAUGAGUUCCUCCUGAGUAAGAACUCACAUCCAAUCUUAGGCUCCGCUGCAACUCCCAGCAUUCUCCUACUAUCUUAAGAAUAAAAGCUCAAGCUGUG
Molecule: messenger RNA, 509 nt
Organism: Phodopus roborovskii (desert hamster)
Lineage: Eukaryota; Metazoa; Chordata; Mammalia; Rodentia; Cricetidae
Gene: Ghrl
Product: ghrelin and obestatin prepropeptide
Exons: 4
Coding region: 40-390 (116 amino acids)
Biological process (GO): gastric acid secretion; positive regulation of growth hormone secretion; negative regulation of inflammatory response
Cellular component (GO): extracellular region
Molecular function (GO): growth hormone-releasing hormone activity; ghrelin receptor binding
Source: RefSeq, a predicted model, not a curated record